CAAUUUUUUACUGCAAAAAUUUCGAUUAAUCCGGUAUCCGAUUGUUAGUUAUUAGCAAUCGAAAAUCGAAUCAAUCGAUUAUGCUGAACAAUUUAUAGGUUAAGAUGUUAUGUGUUAGAAGAACUAUUUGUUUAUUUCAUUAAAAAAUGAGAAAAAAAUGACUUAUUUAAGACAUUUAAAAAGUAUUACAUAUAAUUUAGUGAAAACUCAAUUUAGGAGAAAUGUACAUAAAAGUCCUAAUCUUAAUAUACCCGGUGCUUAUGAAGCAUCUGGAAAAACAACAGUACAUGUCCUAAAUAAGGACUCAGAAUUAGGACUUAUGAUAGAUGGAUAUAGUCAAGUUGGAUUUAGGUUAAACAACGAUUUUACAGUUCUAGGAUCUAUGGUGAUUUUUCCAAGGUCAGUGUUAUCUUGGAAUGUCAAUGAUGUUUCCGAAAUUACAGAAGAAUCAUUCAGCCUUUUUGCCGUCAUAGAACCAAAAAUAGAUAUAUUAGUUUUAGGCGUAGGUGAUAAAUUAGACAAUUUUAAUUUCUACAUCAAAAUAUUACCAUUUACGAGAAAAUAUAAAAUGGCUUUGGAAGUUUUGCCUACAGAACAAGCUUGUGCUACAUUUAAUUUCUUAAAUUCUGAAGGUAGAAAUGUAGCUGGUGCUAUGAUACCUCCUAAAACAUUAAAUGCCAAUGAAGAUGAUGAAUUACGUUCUAAAAUGAGGUAUUCGAAUCUGUAUGAAAGAGAUUAA
Molecule: messenger RNA, 739 nt
Organism: Psylliodes chrysocephalus
Lineage: Eukaryota; Metazoa; Arthropoda; Insecta; Coleoptera; Chrysomelidae
Source: the annotation of a GenBank genome assembly